Molecule: messenger RNA, 3666 nt
Organism: Amphimedon queenslandica
Lineage: Eukaryota; Metazoa; Porifera; Demospongiae; Haplosclerida; Niphatidae
Product: exportin-5-like
Exons: 30
Coding region: 13-3618 (1201 amino acids)
Biological process (GO): protein export from nucleus; RNA export from nucleus
Cellular component (GO): RNA nuclear export complex; cytoplasm; nucleus
Molecular function (GO): nuclear export signal receptor activity; RNA binding
Source: RefSeq, a predicted model, not a curated record
UCCUCCUUGUUGAUGUUCCCUCCUUCGGCUCCUCCUAUGCAGCUGAUUGCAGCAAUGAUGGCGGCUGAUGAAUGGCCUCAUGCUCCUGUUGGAGGGGACGUUUCCACGCACUCUCAGUCCAUUUUCUUGACUUAUACACGUAUACUAGAUCCACUUACAUCUCCUCAAGAGAGAACUGAGCAUCAAAAGGUUAUGGAAGACUUUCGUAACGAGAGUCCAUUGUGCAUACAGUGUGGCCUGUGGCUUGCUGAGCAAUAUGGAGAAUAUCUCGGAAUACAUUUAGGGCUUCAACUCAUCGAGCAUUUUGUGAGGCUUAGGUGGGGUUCACUUUCUACUGAUGAACAGUUGAAAUUGAGAGAGGAACUUAUGCUGUACAUAAAUAAGGUUGGAUCAAGUGAUAUUACUCUACCAGGAUAUUUAAAGGAAGGAAUGGCUCGUGUAAUUGUUGAGUUGUUAAAGAAGAUGUGGCCAAACGAAUGGUCCAAUUUUUCUGCUGAUGUCUUCUCAGUAGUAGCUAAGGGUACCCAAGUUGAAUUGAUUUUACUAAUCUUUCGUCGACUUGCAGAAGAUUUGGUGUCGUAUGAUUCGGCUCUUUCUAAUCAAAGAAAAUCAGUGAUGCUAGCAGCAUUAAAAGAACCUGGGAUAGUAACACCAUUGUUUAAUUUGGUAAUAGCAGUAUUGGAGAAGCCAGACUUCAUUAGUCUUCUUGAAGUUGCCGUUUCAACAUUGACUACAUUUUCCGAUUGGGUCGACUGGAAGUUCCUAACUGUUAACAACUGUCGGAUUGUUCUUCUCUUACUGUCUCUCUUACUCUCAUCAAACGAGCAUAGACUUAUACUCUGUGACUGUUUGACUGGAAUAUUCUCAAGGAAAGGAGCUUUAAAGACCUCACGAGUUCACAGGGAGCUUUUACUGCAGGUUAUAUCCAGUGAUGUCCUGAGCCAGCUUCAGCUAUGCAUUAACACUGCCUGUGAAGGAAGCAUGACUGACAAUGAAGAGUAUGUUUUCCUUAAGAAGUUAUGUCACAUGAUGGUUCAGUUUGGUGUUUGUCAACUCCUUCCUCUUUGGGAGUCAACUGGGUUUACUCCCCCAGAACACUUACAGCAAUAUCUUAACAUAAUGAUUCUGGCCUUCUCUCACCCAAGUCUUCUCGUUAGCUCAAUUUGUCUCGAGUUUUGGAAUGCUGUGGUUCAUCACCAGUUCUUCAAAGCACAUCCAAUCUUUUUGGACUUGCUACCUCAGCUAGUCAGCAGAUUAAGAGAUAAGCAGUUUAAGGUUGGUGACCCUACUCAACCACUUCAUAUCAGUAGUCAUUAUUCUGCUAUUGAUUUUGAUGGGCCUGAGGAGUAUAAUAUAUACUUUUCAAAAUGCAAAAGUCUUGUCAAUUGCUUGUUGACAGAUAUGGUCCAGUUCAAUCCGUUGUUGUUCCAAAAGGAAUGUGUUGAUGCUGUUAGUCUCCUAGUGGCAGAGAGAGACUUUGAAGGGGUAGCAGGAGACCCUCCCUCCGAGGGAAUCGGAUCAAAAAUGUCUCCGGCGUUUUUGAAAUGGGAUGCACUCAUAAGUUUCAUAGAAUGUUGGGUACUCGGUCUUAAUCAGAAUGAAACUCUGUUGAAAGAAGCUGCUCCUUCUGGUGUAGCCAUUAUACAAAUGCUUCUUUCCUUUACUCCUACUGAUCCCACUGUUGCUUUCUCUCACCUGAAAGCAUUGGAUGGUGGACUACAACAUUUUGUAAAGUUCAACCCUGAAGUAUUGCUUCAGGGUUACUUAGAAAAAAUAUUAACAUACGUGACUUUCCCUUCUACUGAACUCAAUAAAGUUAGGCUUGCUUUGACUCGCGAACAGAAACAAACAAGAUUGAAUGCUUUGUAUUGUCUAAUUAAUAUUGUCAAACUGUACGCUAAGUCAUUACAACCAGCAACCCAGCAGUUAUUAGAUCACUUUAUUGCUCUUGUCUCCUCUGAUUUGCUUUUAUAUUCUGAGAAGUGCAUGUUCAUUGAAGUUUUUGUGAUGUUAAAUCACUUCCGAAGCUCUGAUGAACAAGAUGCACUUUUGACGCAUUUACUAAGUGAAAUUGAUGCCCUAGUCAAUGGUGGUUUAAAAAGUGUUGUGUCAUCACUUGAGUCAUUUAUCAAGUAUCUAGGUCUUGAUAAAGAUAUAACAGACCUUACUUCAGAUUUUGAUGUUAAACGUGGUCAGCUAUGCUAUGUUGCUCACACUGUGAUGGGUGUACUUCAAAGCUCUACUCCAAGAGUUAGAAGACAAUGUGGAGCUCCUGAUGUUGAAGGAAAUGCUACCUCGUAUAGACACAUUGUACCUCUUUUGAUUGACUUUGUUCUUCCAUUGAUCAAAGUCCUUCACCAGUUGUGGAGCGAUAGUUCAAGAAGUUUUCUAUCAGCAUAUUUUCAAGGUCUUCAUUCACUACAUCAGUAUGAUCGGGAUGCUAUACUAGGAAUACACUGUUCCAGUAAUAGGGAAGUCGAUGAAUUGAGUCGCAUUCAGCUUCAGCUUAUAAUGGCCUAUGAUCAAUGUGUAAUGGCUACCGGCUAUGCUUGGAUAAACUAUGGCCCUGAGUCUUUAUCUCAGGUUGGAAUAGUUGAAAGAAUAUUGAACAUGGUUUUUGGACAUUUGGAGGAAACUGCACAGAUGAGAAUAAAAGUUGUUAUUCGUAAUCUUCUGAUUCCAAUGGUUAAUAGUUGUUCCCCUGAUCACUGGAGGCUCUCAUUGGCUCCUGUUCUCUCUCGGUUUUGUUCGAUUGCAUUUAAUUCCCUCCAGAAAAACUGGUCAAGUAUCCGAGAGCUAGCUGAUAAUGUGAAUGAAGAGACUGAAAAUGGAGAUAGUCUUUCUGACCAAGUGUUACUGCAUCAGCUAACAGUUAAUCUCUCAAAGCAAUAUAUUCAACUGAUAAGUAGUGUAUGCUUGAAAAAAGAUGUAUCAGUAAAGGAAGGAGAAGACAUAAAUGAAGACAUGCUUGAUGACACUAGUGGUGCUAAAGAUAGCAAAGAACAAAAGAUGGUUGAUACGAUUUCAGACUUAGCCUUGUCACUGUUCACCUAUGAAGAGAUGCGUAGGAUAUUACUCCUCUCAGUUUUUGUGCCUUUAACUUGGUUGGAUGGUUAUUGUGUAAGAAAAAGCAUUAAUAUAGCAACUGCAAUAUUUGAAAAGAUUCCUCCUGUUCAGUUUGGUGAAUCAUUCAUUUAUAAAAUAAUGGAGCAAUUGUUAUUAGGGCUACAAACUCAUGGAGAGGAUGGUGGUCUUUCUGUGUCCCUUAUAACUUUAACAUUAUUUAUAUAUGAAUCAUCAGCUCAUGUAUUUCCAACUCUGUUUAAUUUAUUGGCAUCUCUACCGGAUUGCAGUCAAGAUAAAGUUAAAUCUUUUAAUGACUUCAUUGCAAAUAAAAAAGGAGGAAUGCAAGCAAAGCAAAUUAAGCGGAAAAAAGAAGAAUUUAGAAAGCUUGUAUCUGGAAUUAUUGGAAAACCAGUUGGUCAGUUACACAAGAACAAUCCUGUUUUCAUGGAUUUGCCAUCUUUUGCUGUCAAAAAAGAUCAAAGAUUAAGGAAUCCAUCUUCAUAUUCAUAUGACCUUUCCUCUUUAUUUUGUUGUGAUGAUGAUGUAUCAUAAUAUUUAUUGAAUUUUGUUGCAAAAUUUAAAAAAUAUUGCACAUUUUGA